This is a messenger RNA of Scophthalmus maximus (turbot), 3155 nucleotides long. RefSeq names its product SR-related and CTD-associated factor 4. The transcript is spliced from 18 exons. Gene Ontology annotation, molecular function: RNA polymerase II C-terminal domain phosphoserine binding; RNA binding. The coding region runs from base 202 to 2493 and encodes 763 amino acids. Gene Ontology annotation, biological process: negative regulation of termination of RNA polymerase II transcription, poly(A)-coupled. The record is from RefSeq and is a predicted model, not a curated record. Lineage: Eukaryota; Metazoa; Chordata; Actinopteri; Pleuronectiformes; Scophthalmidae. Gene Ontology annotation, cellular component: nucleus.
UCACACGCAGACGGCCGCGCGGUCACGCACGGGCUGCGCGUCCUCGGGACUCUGGCGUCGGCGGAGCUGCAAUGUGACCACAUCGAAGUCAACAUCGAGCAUCGCACCGGCGCUGGCUAGCUUCACGACUGCGUGCACUCGUGGUCGGCAAGAGUGACAUACACCUUCGUCAAUCCAGUUCUCUUUUCCGACAAACCAACCAUGGAGGCGGUGACCGCGUUCAACAUGGAGUUGUUCUCCAUGAUUGAAAUGAAGCCUCCAAUAUCCCGCGCUAAAAUGAUGUCUGUAACAAAAUCGGCCAUCAAGGCUAUCAAGCUUUACAAACAUGUUGUCCAGAUUGUUGAAAAGUUCAUCAAGAAGUGCAAGCCAGAAUUAAAAGUCCCUGGUUUGUAUGUGGUUGACUCCAUUGUUCGGCAGUCACGCCAUCAGUUUGGUGUUGACAAGGAUGUAUUUGCGCCAAGAUUCUUGAAGAACUUCACGGAAACCUUCCAGAAUCUGUACCGCUGCCCAGAGGGGGAUAAGACCAAAAUUGUCCGAGUCCUGAACCUGUGGCAGAAGAAUGGUGUGUUCGACAUGGACAUCAUUCAGCCUCUGAUGGAUAUGGCUGAUGAAGCAAUUGUACCUCCUGCUGCACUAGAAGUUCCUUCUAACCCCCAACCAGAGAUACAGCCUCCUAUCACUGGUGCCUCUGCUGUGCAGGCUGUGCCUCAGCUUCCCAGUCCUGAUGCCUUAGCUGCUGUGGCACAGCUGUUUCAGUCCCCCCAUGGUCAGGAGCUGCAGAGGAUGCUCCAGAACUUCCAGCAGGCAGAUAAGACCCUGGCAGCCACCAUCACAAACAACAUACCAAACCCACCCCCUAUGUCUGUGACCCAGCUUAACCCAUACAGUGCACAUACAGAAAAGAAAAGUUCCUUAGCUGAGAAACUCCUUGAUCGUUUUGACUAUGAUGAUGAACCUGAAGAUAUGACACCUAAAGAACUGGGUGCCCAGCCACAAUACACACCUGAAAAGGUCUUUAACCAGUUUCCUGGUCAGAUGCCCAACACAGAGAAUGUUUAUCCACAUAUGAUGGGACAGACCGAUGGUACAGAGCAGCGCGGUGGAGCAAUGAGUCACGGUGAACAUCAUUUGAUGCCAGAUGGAUACCAUUCCAUAGAUGAGGCUUAUUCACAAUUGCGGAGAAAUUCAAGAGAAGACUCAAAUAUGAGGCGGGAGGGCAGACACAGAGGCUUCGGCAGGAGAUCCAGAUCCAGAUCUGGUUCCAGAUCUCCCAAAAGAAGAAGAUCGAGAUCUUCGUCCCGCUCAAGAAAGUCAAGGCAUAGAGGAUCUCAUUCUCGCUCCAGAGAACAACGCUGGAGAUCUCGCUCUCGUUCUCAGGACAGGAAUGAAAGAGAGAAGGACAGAGAGCGCCGACAGAAAGGUCUUCCCAGCAUAAAGAGCCAGACACUCAACGUUUGCACCACCACGCUUUGGGUUGGACAACUAGACAAGAAAACCCAGCAGUCUGAUGUGAUGUCCCUUUUGGAAGAGUUUGGCCAAAUUGACUCCAUCAAUAUGAUUCCUCCGAGGGGUUGUGCCUAUAUUGUUAUGGUUCACAGACAAGAUGCCUAUACAGCUUUGAACAAGCUCAGCAGGGGGUCAUACAAGGUCAAUCAGAAGCCAGUUAAGAUUGCUUGGGCUUUGAACAAAGGUAUAAAAUCGGCACACAAAAAGUUCUGGGAUGUUGAGCGUGGAGUAACAUACAUUCCUUGGAGCAAAGUCAAAGUUGAAGAGCUGGAGAGCUAUCGAGAAGGGGGUAUGCUGGACACAGAGACACUAAAUCCAGAGUGGAAUCAUGCCAAGGACCUCAACAGGCAGCCGGCUAUAAAUGGAGCAUUGGAGAGUGUACCAGGAGAUGGAAUGGUCACUGCUCGCAUUCAGGUGCCUGCGGUUCAACAGGUAACACCUAUUGGAAGUCCGCCUGCUUUUCCUGGCCCCAUCAUGCUGUCCCCCACGGCCAUGCCUCUAGGAGGAGGCCCGUUCAUCCCCGCUGAAUUUGACCCGACGAACUUGCCACCAGCAGGAAAUGUAAAACCUCCCGAGGACUCCACCAGGGAAUCUAAAAGAGACAAGGGCACACCCUCCGAUGCAGGCAGUGACAACCACCUGGGCUCACCUGUGGCACCGGGGAUGACCAUGCCGGGCCCAGCAGUCAUGCACGGGCCCGGAUCAGGCAGGCCACCUCUGCAGCAUCCUCCUGGCAUGCCAAAUCCCCAUCUACCACCGUUCCUCUCGCCUCCAAACAUGCCACACAUGCCCCCGCAAAUGAUGCCAGGAGGACCCAUGUUUCCUCCAGAGAGGUUCAGAAUGCCCAUGCCCUUCGCUCCUCGAGGCCCUCCUUUCCAUCAACAUUCUUCCAUGGGACCAGAGGGCAUGGAUGACAGGGAAGGGAGGCAUUUCAGAAAUGGGAGGCCGGGAUUUGGGUGUUCACCUUUCCAAAGAGGGAGGUGGUAGAGGUUGACUCUGACCCGAGCGGAGAGGAUCCUGAGGCACUCUGACAGAUACUGAUAGACAUCAGGACAUCUGGUUCAACAAGCACCGAUAUAAACAAUCUAGGCUGCAGAAGCUCGGGUUCAGACUUCAUUUUACACCACCAGAACCUUUUUUGUAGUAACAAAUAACCAAUGAAAAACAAGACGGGGUGUUCUGAAUGUGGUCACUGCUCCCUUGAGUUUAACAGAGAAAAGACUUUGCUGUAAAUACGUUACGUGCUUGUAGCAGUUUACUAUCUUUUUUGUAUAUUUGAAAUUGUGUAGCUUAUGUUUCAGUGUGUUAUCUCGGUAGUUUGAGGUUUAAAAAAAAGGGCAGUCUGUAUUUUUGAGCUUAUUCCCUCACCUGAGUUUUUGUGUAUGGAAGAAGACUGUAAAACAAAUCUAUAAGUCAUAACUUUUUUGGUAUUUUAUUUUUUAGUAACAAUUCCGUUUGUACCACAUUGAUAUUUAAGUCUUUACAAGGGAAGUUUGAUUUCAUUUUUGAAGAAGAGGAUUUCAUGUCUUGCCAGUAGAUGGUGGAAUAAUGCCUGUUAACCAUGGCCAACCUCUCUGUUGUACAUUAAGAUCACGCCUUAUAGGAUUAUGUGAAGUGAAUAUUAAAAAAAAAUAGGGACUACCAUUUGA